Molecule: messenger RNA, 2023 nt
Organism: Trypanosoma cruzi
Lineage: Eukaryota; Euglenozoa; Kinetoplastea; Trypanosomatida; Trypanosomatidae
Exons: 1
Source: RefSeq, a predicted model, not a curated record
CAGAGGGAGAGGGAUGACGCCGUGGCGGAGAAUGCCCAGCUGCAGAGGGAGAGGGAUGACGCCGUGGCGGAGAAUGGCCAGCUGCAGAAGGAGAGGGAUGACGCCGUGGCGGAGAAUGCCCAGCUGCAGAAGGAGAGGGAUGACGCCGUGGCGGAGAAUGCCCAGCUGCAGAAGGAGAGGGAUGAAGCCGUGGCGGAGAAUGCCCAGCUGCAGAAGGAGAGGGAUGACGCCGUGGCGGAGAAUUCUGUGCUGCAGAAGGAGAGGGAUGACGCCGUGGCGGAGAAUGCCCAGCUGCAGAAGGAGAGGGAUGACGCCGUGGCGGAGAAUUCUGUGCUGCAGAAGGAGAGGGAUGAAGCCGUGGCGGAGAAUGCCCAGCUGCAGAAGGAGAGGGAUGACGCCGUGGCGGAGAAUGCCCAGCUGCAGAAGGAGAGGGAUGACGCCGUGGCGGAGAAUGCCCAGCUGCAGAAGGAGAGGGAUGACGCCGUGGCGGAGAAUGCCCAGCUGCAGAAGGAGAGGGAUGACGCCGUGGCGGAGAAUGCCCAGCUGCAGAAGGAGAGGGAUGACGCCGUGGCGGAGAAUGCCCAGCUGCAGAAGGAGAGGGAUGACGCCGUGGCGGAGAAUGCCCAGCUGCAGAAGGAGAGGGAUGAAGCCGUGGCGGAGAAUGCCCAGCUGCAGAAGGAGAGGGACGAAGCCGUGGCGGAGAAUUCUGUGCUGCAGAAGGAGAGGGAUGAAGCCGUGGCGGAGAAUGCCCAGCUGCAGAAGGAGAGGGAUGAAGCCGUGGCGGAGAAUUCUGUGCUGCAGAAGGAGAGGGACGAAGCCGUGGCGGAGAAUUCUGUGCUGCAGAAGGAGAGGGAUGAAGCCGUGGCGGAGAAUGCCCAGCUGCAGAAGGAGAGGGAUGACGCCGUGGCGGAGAAUGCCCAGCUGCAGAAGGAGAGGGAUGACGCCGUGGCGGAGAAUGCCCAGCUGCAGAAGGAGAGGGAUGACGCCGUGGCGGAGAAUGCCCAGCUGCAGAAGGAGAGGGAUGACGCCGUGGCGGAGAAUGCCCAGCUGCAGAAGGAGAGGGACGAAGCCGUGGCGGAGAAUGCCCAGCUGCAGAGGGAGAGGGAUGACGCCGUGGCGGAGGAUGCCCAGCUGCAGAAGGAGAGGGAUGAAGCCGUGGCGGAGAAUGCCCAGCUGCAGAGGGAGAGGGAUGAAGCCGUGGCGGAGAAUGCCCAGCUGCAGAAGGAGAGGGAUGACGUCGUGGCGGAGAAUGCCCAGCUGCAGAAGGAGAGGGAUGACGCCGUGGCGGAGAAUUCUGUGCUGCAGAAGGAGAGGGAUGACGCCGUGGCGGAGAAUUCUGUGCUGCAGAAGGAGAGGGACGAAGCCGUGGCGGAGAAUUCUGUGCUGCAGAGGGAGAGGGAUGACGCCGUGGCGGAGGAUGCCCAGCUGCAGAAGGAGAGGGAUGAAGCCGUGGCGGAGAAUGCCCAGCUGCAGAGGGAGAGGGAUGAAGCCGUGGCGGAGAAUGCCCAGCUGCAGAAGGAGAGGGAUGACGCCGUGGCGGAGGAUGCCCAGCUGCAGAAGGAGAGGGAUGACGCCGUGGCGGAGGAUGCCCAGCUGCAGAAGGAGAGGGAUGAAGCCGUGGCGGAGAAUGCCCAGCUGCAGAGGGAGAGGGAUGACGCCGUGGCGGAGAAUGCCCAGCUGCAGAAGGAGAGGGAUGACGCCGUGGCGGAGAAUGCCCAGCUGCAGAAGGAGAGGGACGAAGCCGUGGCGGAGAAUUCUGUGCUGCAGAAGGAGAGGGAUGAAGCCGUGGCGGAGAAUUCUGAGCUGCAGAGGGAGAGGGAUGACGGUGUUUGUAUUGAGGAUUUUAAGAGUAUUCCUGCAGAAUGUCGUAGUAUUAGGAAUAGGUUUGAGGGUUUGUGUGGGAAUUCAGAUCUGCUCUCCUUUUCUUGUUGUUUGGCGGAGAAGGAGAAUAGCGAUGUGGAGUUGUGCAUUAACAGUAGUUGUUCUUUGGCGUCUGAUGCUUUGCUGUUUUGUGAAUGUGUGA